AACGGAUGAACGCGCCGGCUGCUAUACAUUUAUCGCACGAUGUAGUUUAUCAGGCUAACGGUGUAGACUUAUAGGUUUAUCUAAAAUAUCUCAUGACUAACAAUGUUUUUUGAGCAAGUAGUAGUUUUUUACAAGCUGUACCAGUCGAUCAUCAGAGCAUGUUACACCUCUUUAAUAAACUUUAAAUAAAACCGAUGUUCACGCUACAAGGGUGGAUACGUUACGCGUACUUCACAGAUCGCAGACAGAAUUAAACACUCCUUGAUUUACUCAGACCCAGACUAAGCAUCUCCGACGCUCCCAGGGGUCUCUUAACAAUCGACUAAGUGAUUUUAGAGAAACAUCCUAUUCAAGAAAGUUUGUUUAUCCCUCAUGUUUUAUUACAUUUGAUUUUUCAGACACUCAAAAAGUUUUCAAAAAAUACGUGUCGUGCCAUGCACGAAAACACCGUGUAAAAAUUGGGUAUAGCACCAAAAAAGGAGAAAAAAAGUGUUAUUUUUCUCUGAUAACUGAAAUUAUAUCUGGCUUCACUUUCUUCAAUAAUGGUUAUAUACUGUCCGGUGAAGUAGUGAUGACCCAUUACCCACUUAUAGAAGACACUUAGAAGUACUCCAAUCGGUCGUAACUUCUUAUCCGGAUACCGUAUAUAGUAAACUGGGCAAAAAUUUCAAUCUGGAAAUUAUUCCAUUUCAUCAAGCUUAGAGGACAAAACAGAUACAAAUACUGAAUCUCCUCUUCAUUGCCCUUUUCACAAAACACACUCCACACAUUUGUACCUACACAAUAUUGAAAGUUCCCGUAAAAUGUUCUUGUUUCAUAUCGCUAGUUGCGGGUACCGGGUUAUGUUCGGUGACGAGUGAGUGCUGCCGAUUGAUCAGCUGAUGCGUUACCGCUGUGUAAUUGAUCUAUCUCGUGUAAAUAUUUUCUACACUGUCUGUACUAAGUGUUUUUACUGUGAAAUCGAUUUGCCAUGUGCGAGGGAUAAGAAUAGCGGUUUGUUGUUUCUGAGGCCUCUGUUUGUAGAGUACGUGUACAUUAUAUAAAUUCUUUAAUAGCUUUAAUUAGAUGCUGAAUUCGCUAAACCGCAGCGAGCUAGCGUGUUGAUGCCAUGCUAAAACCUGCCCUAUAUGACAGAAGGCCUGUGUCCAGUAGGGGGAAGUUGAAUCGUAGCUACGUAUCUAGUAUCUCUUUUCAUUUAAAGAAUAAUUUCAGAAAAAUAGACCUGGUCCAUGCAUGCAGAGGUUUUCUUGCGAACUUUAGUGUUAAAUGAGAUGGAGCAUCUACUAGGGGACAUCCAAUCCUGUUCUAUAGAAGAACAGACGUAGACGUAGAAGGUAGCUACAAAACUAGGAGGAGACACUUGAUUUUGGAUAUUAGUAUAAUGAUGAUAAUGGAAGCGUUUUCUUAGAUUUACAGAGAGGGCACUCAUUACACAAGUUUAAUAUAAACUUGGGUGUCAGUGGUACAAAAAGCUCUUUAUGCAAUUCAAAAAAUCUUGAUAUCACAAGCUGAUUCAUAUACCUCAAAACGAGUCGAUGUGUUGUCAACUUUUUUUUUAAAUAACUUUUAAAGGACAAUGUGAUUUAAGUAGGUUGAUAUAAAAGUUCACAAUUUCAGACAAACACUCACCGGUGUAUGAUUCAGCCUGCGAUGCUACGGCUUCUUAAUAUCAUUUAGUUUUUGAGUUCAGCUAAGCAUCAAGGUAAAUAGUUUUCUAAUAAAAUGAUUAAUAUCAAUCGUUCCCUAUUUCUAUAGUCCUCAUGGUGGUAUGACUACGUAACUAUUAAUCUUCAUAUACUCUAAAAUUAAGCCCAGACUUCCCAGUAUAAUGAAUAAUUUAAAAUGAACCGUAAUAAUGAUUCCCACCUCAUAAAGACACGAGUAAUUCGGCGAUACACCGUCUAGCCUGGUCCCCGAGGGGAUCGGCAGACGCGUCCGCUGCACCUACCUACUCACUAUAGGUACUACAUAUAUGACAGAUAGUCAGGGCCCCCGAUAGGGGUGAGACCAGCCAUAUUAAUUAUUUUCUGGACUCAUUUUCGAACGGUAUUUGAAUGUGUUCUUAACUUUAAACUGUGAAAUCAAAUGCAAAUUAUCAGUUUUAAAUACUUUUGGUGUAAAAAAGGGGCUUUUAUUGAACGUUUUCAUUUCUUGGAAUAACUCACAGAGAAAAAACAAUUAGUUUUCAAUCCUCCCAUACAUAAACAAGUAACUACCGGCUACUUAGAGAUCGAUUCUUUCGCACACUUGCCAAAAUUUUCGCAAGUUUACGUAAUAUAAUAUGGUAUCAAGAAUCUCAUUCAGUUUUCUCAAAAGCUAAAAUUGCUCAAGAAGAACUAGAAAUUCUGGUAUUUGAAUUCGAGGACUGAAUCAAGGAAAGUCUUAGCGCGUAGCACCACAAAAUAAUGUUGUACCUGCCUUUAUCUGCUUUGUAUAUACCCUCAUAGCUUGCCUCAUAAACCGAAAAUUAACUUCUUAAAAUGACAUGUAGUUUAAGGAAAUAUCUUUAUGUUCCAAUUUCUCUCGUCUACAGCUUGUUUUGCCCCCAACUUGACCGUAAACGAUUGUCUAAGAAUCAUUAACACAAUGUCAUUAUAAUAAAUAAGGCUAGAUCAUUUGAAUAAUACUAAUGUAUUGAUUUGGCGGCAUCUAUGAAGAAGAAAAAAUGCAAACGUAAAUUUAUUCAUUGAAAAUUUUCAUCAAUAUUCAUUUGGAUCCAUCUAUAGUUUAUAUCAUAUCAAUUCACAGCUAUUGUUAAUUGUUAGAGUCGAAGAGGUUAUUAUAGACCCCAAAUCGUAAAUCAUAAUGAGCAUUUCUUAAUGAAGAGGUGUGGAAAUCUAUGCUAGUCUCACUUCUAUACGUAAUUUUUGAGACCUGUAGUGGGACAGAUACAGGCCGGUAUUUUUGAGAAAAGAAAUUGCUUAGUUUUUGGCGAUUUCCUCAUCUCGCAUUUCAGAAAUUGUAAUAAAUUUGUUAAACUAAUUCAUGUUAAAAUCUUACUUGUGCAUCUCCAAAUAAAGGAGAGAUAAUGUUUUAUUCCAUUCAGAUUGUCUAGCAAAUUCUGUAGUCGCGCCAUAAAAAGCUCAUAAAAAUCGCGUAAAACAGAAAUAAAACGAACAGGUCACACCUAAAACACCCCUGUGCACUGCUAGGUGUAAACGAAACAGAUGGAAACUAUCCGCUACGCCGAGAACGAUAUCAAUAUUGUACAGCCACAGAGACAGCACAUACAGGAAACGGUCACAUUAUACCUCGCGUAUGCUCUCCUACACAAAUUUAGAAUAAAACCGGAUUCCAUUAAUACGAUUACAGAAUGAUCACUUGUCGACCAAAUUAAUUACCAAGAUGUUCUCAGUGAAUAUGAGAUUUUAUUAAGCCUGCCCAAUUUAUUCACUAAUCUUUUAAUGUCAUUUAUUUUAAUACUACUAAAGACAUAAUAAAUGAUUGAACUAAUUUCCUGUUGAAGACUCAAAACUCGUUCGGGAUUUCAUAAAUUGUGAUGAAGGUGCGAAGUUUGCGGUGCAAGCGAAAGUCCUUGCACGAGUCAGUAGCGCAAUAAAUUGGUGGCUCACGCGUGAUUUGGCGUCGAGAUGACACGCGUCGCAGUGCGAUGACGUCCUGAAACGUCCAUGUUAGAUCGGCGGCCGUGUCCGGCGCGGGCCCGCGUCCGGCGCGCGUCCGGCAGCCGUGGGCGGCCGUAGUGGGCGUGCAGGCGCUGCACCGCCCCGCCCCCCGCGCGCCCCACGCUGUUUAUUCUCGGCCCGACUGGCGGGGCGCGCGACAGUCGCCCGCGUGACGCGCACCCGAACGCACGCGUGCGUCAGAACAAAAAACAUCCAACAAUACGCAAUACUCAAAACCAAUCAAGCUUUAAAUAAAACUUCCAUUUUUAUACUGAGGAUAAUAGUGUGUGGAGAUUAGCGAGGUGUCGUGCAGGGCACGGCAGACGAGCUGGGCUGCAGAUAGUUGUGUCGCGAGCUCGCGGAAGGCAUUACGGUGGCGGCGGCACUGGGCGCCCGGCUGGAAUGCGCCGGAUUGGAUACGUUUAGCGCGCGCGCACGCCCCGACACGGUGCCGCCUUCCGAGCACCCGGCCAUGGCGACCGACACCGGUACACUGACCGCUCUGUAUGGCGCAGGCGGCGCCGCGGCCGGCGGCGAGCAGCAAUACUCGCUGCGCUGGAACGACUUCCACUCGUCCAUGGUGUCGUCCUUCCGGCGCUUGCGAGACGAGGAGGACUUUGUCGAUGUCACGCUCGCAUGCGCCGGCGCCACCUUCACCGCACAUAAGGUGGUGUUGUCAGCAUGCAGUCCUUACUUCCGGAAGCUAUUGAAGGCAAAUCCUUGUCAACAUCCUAUUGUGAUACUACGGGACGUCCACGACAAAGAUAUGGAAAGUCUGCUGAGGUUUAUGUACCAAGGAGAGGUACACAUCGGGCAGGAGCAGCUGAAAGAGUUCCUGAGAGCAGCUCAACUGCUGCAAGUACGAGGGCUUACAGACGUGCCGGCACCAGCACCGAUGACUACUUUAGAUCAGAAGGCUUCACCAUCAGCAUCAUCGUGGACUGAGACCGGUAGCGGAGGCUCACGCGAGGGCAGGGAGGGGCAACAGCGUGAAGGCAGGAGGCCCAGGAAGCCGGACGGCGACGCAGCCAACACACCGCCGCCGAAGAGAGCCAGGUCCUCAGACCUGUACCAGGCGCAAAUGAAGUCCAGGUGUAGGACGGAGCAGCUACUAGCGCAGGGGGCCAGCCCUGAGAGGCUGGGCACCAACGGACACGAGUUGUUAUUUAGCCAGGCCAUGGACACAUCUCAGAACCCUCAUCUAUCGGGAGUAUCGAAUAACUUGUCUGGAGAUGGUGAAGAGUCGUCAUCAGAUGCAGGUGCCAGCGACACGGAGGGCGAGACACGAGCCAAGCAGGAGCCCCUGGACUACGACGACCCCGCCACCAUGGCUAACACUAACGGAACGCUGCCACACAACUUCCCCGGACUACUCAAUCUACCAGGCUUCCCCGGACUGCCAGGGCCAUCAGGAAUCCCUGAUAAUUACGGAGGCUGUCGACGGACCCAAGACUUGCUGCGUGUGAGAGCUACUGACCCGCGGCCGUGUCCCAAGUGCGGCAAGAUCUACCGGUCUGCGCACACGCUGAGGACGCAUCUCGAGGACAAGCACACCGUCUGUCCUGGCUACCGUUGCGUGCUCUGCGGCACGGUGGCCAAGUCGCGCAACUCUCUACACUCGCACAUGUCGCGACAACACCGCGGCAUCUCGACCAAGGACCUGCCCGUUCUUCAGAUGCCCACCAAAUUCGACCCCGAGCUCGCCAGCCAUUUACUCGCCAAGGCAGGUGUGAAGGUGUCUCCGGAACAGCUGCGAGCGCGCGCUUCCCCCACGGGUCCGCGUCGCUCUGACAUCAAGCUGGACGCCAAGUCUGCCGCCUCGGAGAGCAGCUCCAUCUGCGGGGACAACGAUAACGACGACCUCAGCCAGUCCAGAUACCAAGACAGCUUACCUGUUUCUCCACCACACAUAAACAACUUGGCUAACACGACGAUCACGAAAGUGCCUGCAGUGCGAGCCGUGACUGCUAAGACUAUGGAGAACCUGCCGCAUGGACUCAGCGCCGGAUUGAAACACGAUGACUACCCGCCUGGAUACGGAGGCUCAGCCUUGCUGGACACCUACCUGCAAUACAUUGGAGAAAACAUGUUUGGUAUGAACGCAAAACUGGCACAAAUGAACGCACUUCACAUUGACAGAAAAGCUUAUGAGGAACCUUCUCCACAAAUGGGAUCGCUCCCACCGCCACCGACAAACCUUGCGCACCAGCGGACCUUUCUCAAACAAAUGCAGCGGCAGUACACUGAGAACAUGAGCAAACCUGACAUCAUGCGCGACUCCGAUGAGCCUCUGGAUCUCGGCAAAGAGAGACAAAGAAAUGACAGCAUCAGCGAGAUGGACACCGACAAGCACGAGAGCACAGACAAGGACAACGGAAAAGAUUACUACAAAGAUUAUAACGACGACGACAGGAGAGUGACCUCCGAGCAGGACGCGGACAACAACGGGCAGGAGGACGGCGACUACUCGGAGGACGAACACAACAAGAACUCAUGAAAUGAAGGCGUGUUACUGAUAAGUGUGUUGAAUUAGUCACGUAGACUACGUGCAACACGGAUAGGACAAUGUUUUGUUGAAAUUAUCAAAAGGUGCUUGAGUGUUAUGUUUUGUGGUCAUUAGCUUGAUUCGUUUUUGUAAUAACGGUUUUAAUUGUUGACCCGUGGAAUGUCUUUGGUGCCAUUUCCGAUAUUAAUGUAAAUUUAAAGUUUUAGGGUUAAAUCGGUUGCAGCUAGGUUGAGUCUGGUUAUUUUGCUGAGAUAGAACAAGUCUGGGUCGCUGGUAUCCUGUAAUGCGCGGAUACGUGGUACGAUAGUCAUAGCAUGAGUCCCCCCAGCAUGGCGUGCAUGAGCGUGUAGCUGUGCGGGUGAAUGAGACCUGUUCGUGAGACAUUAUUUUUAUACCUGAUGUGAUAACACAGCCAUAUUUCACUGUAGCAUUUACCUGACACAUUAGUUCAGAUCGUCGACUCGCCACAAGUUUGUGAGAUUGUUUUAGUAGAUAAUAAAACUAGCGAGUAGUGUUUUUUGUAUUGUGUAUGUAAAGGUCCCGGUCACGUAGUAGGACCUCUUACAUAGUAAUUCCAUCCAUCUACCUCAGCAUUUGGGCCAAUAAGGCAAACGUUAUAAAGUAAAAUAUCCACACAAAUUGUGAAAUUCCAUCCAUCUACCUCACUUCAAUAGAUUUUAUUUAAUAUUUUAUACAAUUUAUAGAUAUAAAUGACUGUUGUUUUAUGCAUUUUGCAGAUUGCAUUUAUAUAUAUACUAUAUAGAGUAUAUCGUAGGUAAAUAUAUGCAAGUCAUUAGGUCAUUGUUAGUGCUGCCCGUAGAUACUCGUACGUAUACCGUUAUUUUAUAGAAUAUGCACUCACUAGAGGAACAUUAGACUGUGUCACGAUCGUAGCGAGUAAUGAACAUAUACCUCUGAUAUCAAGGAGCACACUAACUUUAUACGAUCAAAAUACUAAAUACUGUAUACGAACAAAUACAACAGAGCUUAAAAUCAUACUAUUUUAAAGUAAAUAUACACUUACGUGCGUAUACUGAAUUGCGAACGGCGAGAUUAUAACGCGAUAAUGACAAUGUAUAACGAUUUAAACAUUUAAGGGUGAAUAUGAUGUCGACAAACGUUUGUAUUGCAAGUCGAAGGCUCGGGUUCUGAAGUGUUGUGUUGCUCGCGAGUUCCGCCCCCACGAUACCUUGCAUCUUAUGAUCAUCAUCCUCCUUGAGACUGACUAUCAUCCAAGGGAUGAACGGUUAUCGCGUUAUCAUAACUGCGUGCGAUUCGUCAAAAGUUCAAAUUUGACAUUUAACAAUAUAUUAUAUUAAGAGGAUAUUAUGCAUGUAUAUAAAUUGAGGUGAUAUGUAAAGUACAUUAAUAAAUAAAUAGAAACAAAAAGCAAUAAUAAAGUAUACCUUAACGUUGCCUUCGAAUUUGUGUAAAUACGUGGGUAGUGAACGGUUUGCGUUGGUAUUGUGAACAAAUAUGAACCUUAUAGUGUACAAGUGAAGGUUUAUUUUGUAGUAAUGAUGUGGGCUCGUUACUUAAAUAACAAUUACUGUGAUUACAAUCUCAUGUUAGCCUUCAAUACUUAUACAUAUUUUUUAGAGUACAAUGUUAUAGUUAUUUAGUAUAUUGUAAGAGUAUUCGUAAGCGAGUCACAAAAUUAUAUUUACUUCCCGCCCCUGACGAUAGGAUUCACGUUAUUUAAGAGUUAGAGCAAUAGGUGAAAGCAUUUAACCUUUUUUAUGAGAGAUAUAAACAUUUGUGAAUUUAUUGAGAUAUCUCACUUUGCCACCGGGGCUUGUAAAGCUGUCAUUUUGACACUUGCGAAAGUGCGGACAUCGCAAACAAAUUCAUAAGUUAUUACUAGGAUUAAGUUCUACGGGUUGAUUGAAAAUAUUUUGUUUAGUGUGUUAGUGAGAAUUGAUGAUUUAAGUCAGUUUGGUUUGCGCAAAUAUAACCUUGUUGACAUUUAACAGUGUUGCCAUAGUGAGUAAUAAUUUUCGACUGUAUAUAAAAUAAGUUUUGUUUGUUUAGGAAAAUGAGUGCUUAAUAAUUAAUUGAUUAUUAUGGUAUAGAUACAAGUAUCUUUUAUUUAGAUUACUCUGAUUACAUUCUACUCAUUAUAGUUCUUUUAGAUAAAUAGAGUUGAUGCACGCUGUAUUUAACAUUAUACAAUAGUCAGUUACCAGAUUGUGAUUAAGGAAAGUAUAUAUAUUUUUUCAACACAAGCCACUUAAAAUACAGAUAAUAAAUAUUAAGGGGGAUUUACAUCGUCAUAUCUGGAGGUCUCUACACGCUCUGAGGCUGGCCCAAACGCUGACCCGCAUUGCUUCGCACAAACGCCUCCGGUGGCGUGUAGAGAACUUGAGAAGACUCGGCAAGUCCGCUAAUAGUGUGCGAUGUAGGUCCCCCGCCGCACUGUACAGUUGUUGAUUAUGCAGAUUAUAUACCAGUGAAGAAAUAAGUACUUAGGACUAUAAGUCAAUGAUAUGCUCUCGAUAUAAUACUUACGUUUAGUUACCUUGUGAACUGGAAGUUCGACAUUAGUUUUUUUCUUUAUGUUUGGUUAUACUAAUAUACCUCAUUAGCAUGACCUAUCAUGUAAAACAUUUUUAUUAGUUUAACGCACAGUUUAAUGUUGAUUUUUAUCUGUUCGAGUACUGACGCAAUUUACGAAAACCGUAGAAAUUAUAAGUAAAGCCACGCUACAAAAGUACAAAUAAGAAUUGAUGUAGUACAGAAGUAUAAUAUUCUUGCAAAAUGUUGUUUCAAUGUUAAUAGAUGUGUAUAUUUUCGUGAAUUGCCGCGAUUUAGUGGUCUCGAACGGAUCGUAGCAUACGUAUAUAGAGCACAACACAUUCUGGUUGAUCACCAUGUGACAGUACCAAGUAGUUACGUUCCAAAUGUUUACACUCCGGAUUUGACAGAGCUAUAUUUACAGGAGUUUUAUAUCCACACUUUUGAAAGUUUGUAACUAAAUUGGUAUGACUUUGCUCAUGCAUAAUUUUUUGUGACAGGUGACAUUUUAAAACAGUCAAAAUGCUAAUGUCUAGUAUCACAUGACUUGCUAAUCUUUGCCAAGUUAAGGCAAUAUUUUGUAUGUGGUCAUCGUCUUUGCUCGUUGAUGCUUUAAGAGCUGUUGAAAGACUAGCAGAGAAAUAUUUUGUCUGGUUUAGAAUUUCGGUGAAAACGAUGAAAGUUGGUCGAUGGGAAAGCUACAAUUGCUUUGGAUAUGAAGCAUUGUUCGUAUUGAUUUAGUUAUGAACAAACACCUUUACAACUGUUCGGUCCAAAUUAUUUUUAUGAUCUCGCAAAGCCCCAUAUUAUUUAACUUUCUGUUUCUGGUGGCGCUACUGUAUACGACUGCUGACAAAAGCGUUGCCACCAUUCCUUCAAGUUAAUUUCAUCUCUAUCUCUGUACUAAUUAGGUGUAUAUUUCAAAAUCAUUGGACUUACGUAAAUGAAUAAGUAUUUAUGCAAUAAUUAAUUAAGGUAUGUUUGGAAUGACGAGUACAAGCCGCCAUAUUGUAUGAUGACGUCACUCUUGUGUAAACGCGAUGUGUAUUGGACAUUUCAGUAUUGUUAUGAUUUUGAUAGAACGAUAUACCUAAUUAUGACAGAUUGAAGUAUUUUAUGUGUAUUUUAAUAUGGAACAACCACACCUGAGCCAUUGUACGUUAGAGUACUAGUUGUACGCUGCUUCAUUACAUUACUAUAUACAAGAAUAAUAAAAAUAAUUGUUUUGAA
Messenger RNA from Trichoplusia ni (cabbage looper), 9873 nucleotides. It is a transcript of the gene ab, whose product is annotated as protein abrupt-like. Gene Ontology annotation, biological process: regulation of transcription by RNA polymerase II. The transcript has 14 exons. Lineage: Eukaryota; Metazoa; Arthropoda; Insecta; Lepidoptera; Noctuidae. The record is from RefSeq and is a predicted model, not a curated record. Bases 4096 to 6120 code for a protein of 674 amino acids. Gene Ontology annotation, cellular component: nucleus. Gene Ontology annotation, molecular function: protein binding.